CAAUCUCUGACAUUAUCACUUCAAACUUCACAUCAACAGCGCGCAUCAUGCGUACAGUAUCUGUAUUCUCUUUAUUCAUUGUAUGUUUGUUUUGUAGUGUUAAAAUGGCAGCUGGAAGAAGCUUAUCGGAAAAGCCACAUUACAAACUAGAAGAUGCGCCACAACUAUUUGAAAAGUUUAUGAAAGAUUACGACAGAAAGUACGCAAAUGAUGAAGACAGAAAGAUUCACUACGACGCGUUUGUGAGAAGCUUAGAGAAAAUAAACAAAGCAAAUGCCUCCAACACAGCCACCUUUGAUAUUAAUAAAUUCGCCGAUUACACACCGGAGGAGAGUAAACAUUUGUUUGGAUUGUCAAAACGUACAUGAUUCAUAAUAUUGGAGUGACAAGGUAUCUAACACGUAUACAAUGAAUGGAUACCCAUUUUAUAUCUAAAUCUUAAACAGUUUGUAAUCCAGAAAGCGAUGUCUUUAAAAAUUAUAAACAUUAUUAAUUAA
Messenger RNA from Leptidea sinapis, 497 nucleotides. RefSeq lists its product as uncharacterized. NCBI's taxonomy places the organism in Eukaryota, Metazoa, Arthropoda, Insecta, Lepidoptera, Pieridae. The transcript has 2 exons. The record is from RefSeq and is a predicted model, not a curated record. Bases 48 to 368 code for a protein of 106 amino acids.